Messenger RNA from Drosophila ficusphila, 1087 nucleotides. Its product is annotated as HIG1 domain family member 1A, mitochondrial-like. Lineage: Eukaryota; Metazoa; Arthropoda; Insecta; Diptera; Drosophilidae. The record is from RefSeq and is a predicted model, not a curated record. Gene Ontology annotation, cellular component: mitochondrion. Bases 399 to 767 code for a protein of 122 amino acids. Gene Ontology annotation, biological process: mitochondrial respirasome assembly. The transcript is spliced from 2 exons.
GCUAGGUCAGGUUUAUUAAACAAGGAUAAAAGGAACCCACUUAAUAACAAAAACUGUACUUUUUGAAGGAGAAUUCAUGUGAUCAUUUCAUGACAAAGUCCAAUGCAGCGCACGAGGCUAAACACAUAAAAACAUAUAAAAAUUCAGUCACGUAGGCCUUGUGCGGUUAUAGCCGGCUAUACCCAACGUAUGUGCAUAUGUAUGUACAUACAUAUGAGUAUACACCCUGACGAUAAUGGCGACCUAUGUAUUUAGCGCUCUCACCGAUCGUCUCGAACCAGCUGGGUAUAAAAGGCGGCGGUUUCUCCCACUCGGCAAUCAGUUAGCAACAAGUUAGCCAACUAACAACAACCAAAACACUCAGAAAUUUAACAAAGUAGUACUUAAUCUGCGUCAAGAUGAGUUCCAAUUCCCUGUUCGAAACCGAAGAAGAUUUCGCCCAGGCCAACAAGUUGUCUCGAAAAAUGAAGGAAUCCCCCUUUAUGCUGGUGGGGAUUGCCGGAUUCGUGGCCGCCGGACUGGUUGGAGCCUACAAAUACCGAAACCGAGGAUCGAUGAGCACCAGCGUCUUUCUGAUGCAGUUGCGAGUGGCCGCCCAGGGAACUGUGGUAGGGUGUUUGACUGCAGGGUUGGCCUACACAAUGGCCAAGGAGUACCUGCUCCACGAAGAUCCCAAGGACGAUACCAAGAAGGCCGAUGAGGAGCAUAAAACCACACCAUUAGGUCGAAAGCAAAAGAUAAUGAUUUGGUUGGACAGUCAACGUUAGUUUUAUGAUCCUGCCCGCCGUUCCCGAAGAAAAAGAGCCGCAAGGAAGUCCCCAUGAGGCUUUAAAAACUCUUCACUUUAGGAUGAAGUACAAAUGCACCGCCAAGAAGUAUUAGCCACCCGAUUCUAUCUUCAUUUCUCAUUUUGUUUUAGUGUGUCAUUAAAACGCAACUCCAUGCAAUAACGAAUGUUAAAUACCAAAGAACAUACCUCGUCGCAUUUCUUACAAAAUAUGUCUUUAUAUGUUACUUCUCUCUGGGAUGUAAAGCAGAUAAUCGUAAACCAAAUCAUUGCGAAAUAAAAAUUUUGUAGAUCAGCUUA